Messenger RNA from Tribolium castaneum (red flour beetle), 1713 nucleotides. RefSeq lists its product as uncharacterized. Gene Ontology annotation, molecular function: protein binding. The coding region runs from base 1 to 1431 and encodes 476 amino acids. Gene Ontology annotation, cellular component: cytoplasm. NCBI's taxonomy places the organism in Eukaryota, Metazoa, Arthropoda, Insecta, Coleoptera, Tenebrionidae. The transcript is spliced from 5 exons. The record is from RefSeq and is a predicted model, not a curated record.
AUGUCGUCGAUAUCGGCCCAGGGGGUGGUGGAGCGCGCCUCGGCGGAGCUCUCCAAACGCAUCAACGGCCUGGGCCUCCGCGGCAGCAAGCACCACUCGACCAAAGGGGGCAGCGUCAUGGAGCGCGUCACCAACGUGUUUUGCGGCGGCGGCGGCGGCGGGAGCGCGGCGGCCGUGGCCGCCCCCGAGAAGCCCUCGCGGCUGUUGCCCGGCCGCGGGGGCCCCAAGCCGGGCCGCCGCCCCCGGCCGCCCCCGACCUACAUGCCCUGGGAGCAGCUGGUGGUCGACGACAAGUUCCUCGCCAGGUUUUUCCUGUAUUUCAGUCCGUGCGAGCGGUGCGUGCUGGCGCAGGUGUGCACUAGGUGGAGGGACGUGUUGUACAGGUCGCCGAGGUUUUGGACGGGGCUGGUGCCCGUGCUGCAGUGCCGGGAGAUGAGGGCGGCGCAAGGGAACGAGCGCUCCAGGUUGUACUCGUCGCUGCUGAGGAGGGGGUUUCAUAAUUUGUGUCUGAUGGGGGCUUCCGAUGAAGAUGCGCUCGAUCUUAUUAAUUCGUUUCCGUUAGCUUCGAAACAUAUACAUACGUUGAGUUUGAGGUGUUCGAGCAUCACCGAUCGGGGACUCGAGUCGCUGCUUGACCAUCUGCAGGCGCUCUACGAAUUGGAACUAGCAGGCUGUAAUGAAAUAACGGAGGCUGGUUUAUGGGCCUGUCUGAAUCCUAGAAUCGUCUCUUUGACACUAAGUGACUGUAUAAAUGUUGCCGAUGAAGCUGUAGGCGCUGUGGCUCAACUCCUCCCUGCAUUGUACGAAUUCUCCCUCCAGGCCUACCAUGUCACGGACGCCGCUUUAGGUUACUUUUCGCCAAAACAAAGCAACUCACUCAAUAUCCUCAGACUGCACUCGUGUUGGGAAAUCACCAAUCACGGAGUUGUAAAUAUUGUUCAUUCUCUCCCGAAUCUAACGGUCCUCAGCCUCUCCGGAUGCAGCAAAAUCACCGACGACGGCGUCGAACUCAUAGCUGAGAAUUUACAAAAAUUGAGAUCGCUCGACUUGUCGUGGUGUCCUCGAAUCACCGAUGCUGCCUUGGAGUAUAUCGCGUGCGAUCUCAACCAAUUAGAAGAGCUUACACUCGAUCGAUGUGUUCACAUCACCGACAUUGGCAUUGGUUACAUUUCAACAAUGUUGUCUCUAUCUGCACUCUAUCUGCGCUGGUGUUCACAAAUUCGAGACUUUGGACUUCAGCAUUUAUGCGGAAUGAGAAAUUUGCAAAUACUAUCGUUAGCAGGGUGUCCAUUAUUGACUUCUAGUGGUUUAUCAAGUCUGAUUCAGUUACGACAUAUGAGAGAAUUAGAAUUAACAAAUUGUCCAGGGGCAUCAAAAGAACUUUUCGAUUAUUUGAGAGAACAUCUUCCGCGUUGCCUCGUUAUAGAAUAAGUGAACCACUUGUCCACUUGUUAUAUUUGAUACUAGAUUGUGCAAUAACACUCGAUUAUUUUACACACGGCUUUCUUGACCAAUCACAAAUUGACAGAAAAAUAACAACAGAUGGCGCCACACAAUGUGUUACUGAUCAAGAAAGCUGUGAUUUUACGGUUUAAUUCGGUAUCGUUCGUCACCUUGUCUCGUGUUUGAUUCGACUUUUCCCUAGUUUUAAUUUAGUUAAUGUGGUGUAAAUAAUGAGAAUAUGUUUCGCAAGUAAAUCAGAAUGAUAUUUUA